Molecule: messenger RNA, 2718 nt
Organism: Prorocentrum cordatum
Lineage: Eukaryota; Dinophyceae; Prorocentrales; Prorocentraceae
Source: the annotation of a GenBank genome assembly
AUGGACUACUGUUUCAUGGGUAUAGACGAGAAGGAUUCGGAGACGGCCACAGUCUUGGUGAUUCAAGAUAGCGCAUCAGGGUACAUGGGAGCUGCUCAAGUUACAUCGAAGGGACCAUCAACCUACACGGGUGCAUUUCUGAGCAGCUUCUGCGACGAUGUCGGCUACCCUCGGGUGACGCUGCAGAGUGACGGCGAGCCAGCUAUCGUCUCGCUCGCCAGGGCACUGCUGAAGGAUAGGAGCAAGGACUCGAAGGACAUCCAGACGCAGAUCACUCUGAGGCAUUCGGCGCCAGGAUCACACGCCAGCAACGGUCUGGCGGAGUCGGCAGUGAAGGUAGUCGAGGGACUCGUGAGGACGCUGAAGCACGAGGUUGAGAAGAAGUACGGCGUUCAGAUCAAAGGAGACUCUGCCAUCCUGAGUUGGAUCAUCAGGCACGUCACGUUCGUCCAGAACAGGUUCAUGUACAAGCGCAACGGCAGGACGGCCUUCGAGGACCUCAAGAUGGUCAGGUUUAACUCGCCACAGUUGAACUUCGCGGAGAAUGUGCUUGCCAAUAGGUCAGGAGUUCCUGACAACAGGCUGGCCACAGCCUGGACGCUCGGCAUCUGGCUCGGGCGGGCGACGGACACUGACGAGCACAUCGUGGGCACGCCGACGGGCAUCGUGAAGGCCCGUACGGUCAAGCGGAGGCCCAAGGAGCAGCAGUGGGAGAAGGGGCCGUUCAACGCCAUGGUCUUCCCGAUAUGGUCGCAGAACGACUUGAAGGAGGUUCGGGAUACCCUUGCAGGUUGGACGCCUACGCAGGGGUGCCAGGCAUGCGAGGACGAGCAGGCACCAGUCAGGCGAGUCGGCAGGCCGAGGGCGCAUACGACGGCGCGUUUGCAGAGGCAGGCGGAGUUCAAGAGGAGGCAGCUGCAGGGCGAUUGCAGCGCGAGCAGGCGCGGCAGCAUCGCCAGGAUCAGCGAGCAGUUCGGCGGCAGCGGCAGCUCCUACGACGCGGAUCACGGGGAAGAGCGACAGCCCAGCAAGAGGCCACCACCAUCGGCGGCCGACAGGUCCGACGUCGAGAUUACGAUCAAUGUGAUCGAGGAGCUGCGCCCCAACGAGGAGGAAAACGAUGAGCAGAUGAACAAGCGGGUGUUACCACAGAGGGAGUUCACCUGGGAGGAGAUCAAGUCAGCGAGGUAUGCAGAGUUCGAUCGCCUGGAGGAUUUCCGGGCGAAGAUCGACAUUCAGCGCACGGAUGUGGACGGCCCGUUGCCCACGACCACCUGGGUCGACGAGGCACGGGCGGAGGGGGUGAAAUCCAAAGUUUGCGCAAGGCCUUUCACUAUGCCAAAGGAGCCGAAGGACAUUUUGUACACCCCCACGCCAGGCGCAUCUACACUUCGGAUCGUGCUGGCAUUGGCAACGAUCAUGGGCUGGAAGGCGAAGUUCUUCGACAUCUCGAGGGCAUUCCUGCACACGCCCAUUCGUGACAGGGUGUUCCUCGAGACUCCAGCGGAGUACAAGCAGUACUGCAUCGACAACUUCGGCUACGACCCAGGUGACGUGGUCUGGCUGAUGCAGCGCACGAUCUACGGACUCAACGAGGCGAUGGUGGAUUUCGACGCGCACUACAGCGACAUCAGUGUGAACCAGCUCGGCAUGAGGAGGCUGAUCUCGGAGCCGAACAUCUACGUCAGCGAGAAUAGCAAGGCGCCCGUGUCGAGGCACGUGGACGACGGGCUAGUUAUCGGCGAAGGAAGUGCUCCCGAUGAUUUCCUUGCGGGGUUUGGUCGACAUUUCCUGCUCAAGAUCACGCCAGAGAUGACGACGGGGAGUUCGCAGCUACAUCUCGACAGGGUCAUCAAGAUGCUCGACAAUGGUCGGGGAUAUACUAGUCAGAUCGCGGCCAAGACGAUUGAGAGUUUGUUGGAGUUGCAGGGAGUCGGAAGCGGCAAGGCGGUGGCAACGCCUGGAGUGAAGAUAGACGCUAAGCAGGCCGACGAGCAGCAGCUGAAUAACGACCAGGCCAAGCGAUUCCGUACAGGCACUGGCAAGAUGCUACUCAUCGCCAGCGAGCGCUACGACCUGCAGUUCGCGACGAAGGAGGUCAGCCGUGGGAUAAGUUCACAGACGACUGGAGAUGCGAUGCGGCUUAAAGAGGGUCUGCAGGGAAGGCUCGUCAUCGGCAAAAUCACGACGGCCUUCAACAGCAGCGACCUGGGCACCAAGUAUCUAGAGAAGUCGGAGUUCGAGAGACACCGCUUGGCGGUGGGCAUCAAGCUUCCAGAGCGUGGAGCUGAAGGACAGAAUCGGCUCGGAGUUGCGACGGUCAAGCCAACGAUGGUUGGGAAGGCUGGUUCGAGUUUCGUGGAGACAGUCUACUACCAGCUCAUCGCGGUGUUUUGUUUCGUGAUGUUUGCCGUGGUCUUCACCACGGGGUUUUACCUCGGAUAUAAGAUGGGGCAGUACCAGUCGAGGCCCGACGAGAGGAAGGAGACCAAGCAGCUUCCUGCUACGGUGUGUGGGAGAGACUUGGUAGUCAGGCAGAGGACGACGGUGGCGCGGCCUGCGCCUAUGGAGAACUGUUCGGUAUGCAUGAUGAUCUACGCGGACGAUUUUUCAGUCAAUGCGAUUCGAGAGAGGUGCUCGAAGCACCGUUUGGACACGAGCGGAUCUAAGAGUGAUUUGAUUCGGCGCCUCAGGACGGUGGAGUCCUGGUGGCGGUGA